Molecule: messenger RNA, 2074 nt
Organism: Galeopterus variegatus (Sunda flying lemur)
Lineage: Eukaryota; Metazoa; Chordata; Mammalia; Dermoptera; Cynocephalidae
Gene: CDC42EP3
Product: CDC42 effector protein (Rho GTPase binding) 3
Exons: 1
Coding region: 187-951 (254 amino acids)
Source: RefSeq, a predicted model, not a curated record
GAAGCCCCACUUGGCCAUAACCUCAGGAAGGUCUCAGACCCCAUCUCAUUUCAAAGCCACUUCUGAAGCCACUUGAGAAGAAUGAUGUGACAGGUCUAUCAGAAAGGAUUCUUCGGAAACAUAGAGCAUCUGUGAAGAAAGUGGCCAUUUUUCUCUUUACUGAAAUAAACAUUCUCAAAUUCCAAAAUGCCAGCCAAGACCCCAAUUUACCUGAAAGCUGCCAAUAACAAGAAAGGAAAGAAAUUUAAAUUGAGGGACAUUUUGUCUCCGGAUAUGAUUAGUCCUCCCCUUGGAGACUUUCGCCACACCAUUCAUAUUGGCAAAGAGGGCCAGCAUGACGUCUUUGGAGAUAUUUCCUUUCUUCAGGGGAACUAUGAGCUUUUACCGGGAAACCAGGAGAAAGCAUACACAGGCCACUUCCCUGGGCACAACGAGUUCUUACGGGCCAACAGCACCUCGGACUCUAUGUUCACAGAAACGCCUUCCCCAGUGCUCAAAAAUGCCAUCUCUCUCCCAACCAUUGGAGGGUCCCAAGCUCUCAUGUUGCCUUUAUUGUCACCUGUGACAUUUAAUUCCAAACAAGAGUCCUUUGGGCCUGCAAAGCUGCCAAGGCUUAGCUGUGAGCCGGUCAUAGAGGAGAAAGCUCAGGAGAAAAGCAGUCUGUUGGAGAACGGGACAGUGCACCAGGGAGACAGCUCAUGGGGGUCCAGCGGUUCCGCAUCUCAGUCCAGCCAGGGCAGGGACAGCCACUCCUCCAGCCUGUCCGAACAGUACCCCGACUGGGCGGCCGAGGACAUGUUUGACCAUGCUGCUCCAUGCGAGCUCAUCAAGGGAAAGACCAAAUCAGAAGAGUCUCUCUCUGAUCUUACAGGUUCCCUCCUCUCCCUGCAGCUUGAUCUUGGGCCCUCACUUCUAGACGAGGUGCUGAAUGUCAUGGAUAAAAAUAAGUAACAGGAUGCCAGCUCUUUUCCUUUGGGGUGAAAGGCACCAAAACAAAACAAGACAAAACAAAAAUACUAAACUAACCACAGUUGAAGGGAAGAGCUUCACUGGCUGUAUUUGCAGUCGUGUGAUGGGUUUUCUAAAGUAACCUUCCUACAAAAUAUUUUUUUACCUGUUAUGCCCUGUUUGCAAAAACAGUUUAGAAAAACAAACCUGUCCUGGCAGAAGGAGGAAGUGAGUCAGAGCCCAUUUUCGGUGGGCAUUGCUGAGGUUCAGCUCACAUUUUUUGCAGACAUGUAAGAAAGCUGCCUUGGCCAGGAUUGGCACUAGCUAUGAAGGGCUGGGUGAGUCACAUUAAGGAACUUUACAGUACUCCAACAUUUUCUGAGCAAGAGGAAGUCAAAAUUUAUUUAACACCUAAGCCUUUUUUCUAGACUCUUUUCUAUAUUAUAUUGUUUGGGCUCACAAAAGCAAAUUCUCUGUUGUUAAAACUUUUCUCCGUUUUCACAUUUGAACAACUUUAUGGGUUUGGGGGAUUUUCUUGUAGUUCUUAUAUAUCCUGUUAUAUUAUAUCUAUAUUGCAAAAUUUUGACUGUCAGCUACGUGUUGGUAAGACACAAGCAAAGUAUUACUGUAACUAAGUUAUUUUUAAAGUUAAAAUAUAUUUUUAUGUGCCUUUGGCUUUUUAUUGCAGAGUCUACAUUUUAUAGAUAAAACAUCAAAUGUUGUCAUUCGACUUGUUUCCUUUGGGGUUCCAUUGUAAGCUGUGUAUGUGUGUGUUUGGAAAAGUGUAUUCAUACUUAGCUUUAUUUUUUUUUCUUCAUCUGUUGUCAUACUUCUAACAGCAGCCAACAAUGGAUUGUAACAUGUAAAGGCACGGGCUACUCAUGAUUUUUCUGCAGAGACUGUGGGCUAAACCACAUAAUGUUUGGAAAUAUGGGUAUUUUAGUACAGUACAUACUUGCAUUACAUAGGUACUUCAUACAACACAAUAAAAAGUAAAUGUUAAAAUGAACUUGCUCGUUUAUAGUAGUAAGAACAUAAGAGAUGUUUUUUGAAGUCUAGCUAGACAAAUUGCUUUUCCAAAAUGUACAUGAACCUUUAAAAUAAUGUAAGUGAUGAUUUUAAUCCA